AUGGCGACCUCCGUGCAAGUUCUUGCUCCUAAUGGCAGACGACAAACUGUUAAAGUUAAUUCAAAUCAUAGCGUUUUACAGAUAAUAGAGGAAGUGUGUGCCAAGCAAGGUUUUCCUCCAGAACAGUAUGACAUAAAGCAUCAGAGAACUGUUCUGGAUGUAAACAUACCUAUUAGAUUUGCCAAUCUUCCUAACAAUGCAAAACUGGAACUUGUGAAAGCUACAAAGCCACGAAAAGAAUGUGAAGUUGAUAUUGCACUGCAAUUAGAAUCAAAUGAAAGGCUACAACACUCAUUUCUUCCAUCUACCACUUUGUGGGAAAUCUUGGAACACUGGGAAUCCCAACAGGAUGGUGCUGAAGCUCGAUUUACCAAAUGUUCUGAUGAAACUAGUGUUCCACCACUCCAUCCUGUUUGUAUUUACAUGAGGCGUGAGAUUAUUGGUGAAAAAGCUUUAAGAGCCACUUCUUUAAAAGCGCUUGGUUUGACCAGUGGUAGAGCCAUCAUUAGAUUUUUACACAGAGCAACUGAACUCCCCUUGGAAGUGACGUCACCUCCAAGAAAAACAGCCAGGCAGAUAUCAUCAGAAACAAAAACAACAGUGGCAACUACAUCAACAGUACAAGAGGUCACAACAAAAGAGGAAUGCCCUCCUCAACAUACACAUGAUGAGCCCAUGGAAGCUGAGUCUAGUGUACCUUGUAAACCAGCUGAUUGUGGAUCUACUAGUGCAGCAUCAAGACCAGUAUGUGAACCAAUGCAAUCAGGAGCCACAGCUGAAAUUGAACUGACUCCUGAACAAGAACAGCAAGCCAUGAUAAUGGGAAGUGCAUUGGCGGCAUCCAUAUUCCAGCAUAGAGUGGAUGAAGAAAUGCACAGAGAAAGACAACAAGAAUUACGUAAACAGAAAGCACAAGAAAUUAAGCUAAGGCAAAGGUAUAAGGAACUUCAAAGUUUGUCACCAACAGAGUCUUUUCAGAAUUUCAAGUUUCCAGAAGAAACGAAGGGCCAGAAUCUUUAUUCCAAUAAAUAUAGUGAAUUAUUAAAACAAACUGAGCCAUGUGAGAGAGAGAGAUUAGUGUUUAAUCCUGAAUCUGAAGACAGAUCACUGCCAACUGGUGAAGAUGUACCAGAUGAGUUCUUUGAGGUCACUGUGAAUGAUGUUAAAAAGAUGUAUUCUGAUUUACAGCAUGAAAGGUUAAAAUUAGAGGAACAACCACUGAUGACAAGAACUUUGAAGGAAACUCAAGCUAUAAAAUUGAUGGAAAAGUAUCCCAAGGUUGCCAUCAGGGUUCAUUUUCCGGACAGACUGGUAUUGCAAGGGUUGUUCAGGCCACAAGAACCAGUAAAAUCUGUAAUGGAGUUUGUUAAGGACAAUCUAGAUGAUAAAGAUAUGAAGUUUUAUCUCUAUACUACUCCCCCUAAAUAUGUACUGACAAAGGAAAACCAGUCUCUUCUUGAGGCUAAGUUAGUUCCCGCUGCAAAUGUGUAUUUUGGGUGUGAGACACCAAAAGAGUGUUAUUUACUACGUUCACUUCUGGGAGAUGUGACAACACCAACGCAAGCUGACGUUAGUGUUUCAUUCUUAAGUGCUGGCAAAACAAUGACACCUGAAGGAUCCUCAUCAAUUCCUCACAAUGCUGCCACAGCAGGAACAAGUUCAUCUUCUGGUGCAACAACAUCUACAGAUAAAAUACCAAAAUGGUUGAAAUUACCAGGUACAAAAAAGUAAAUUAGAUUGUGAACGAAGAUGUAUUUUUGUUUUCUUUUUAUGCCCAGCUAAAUAGAGAAGUAUUUGACUUUCAUUCCAUUUUCUUUUCAAAUAUAUAUGUCAC
This is a messenger RNA of Saccoglossus kowalevskii, 1834 nucleotides long. Its product is annotated as tether containing UBX domain for GLUT4-like. The record is from RefSeq and is a predicted model, not a curated record. Gene Ontology annotation, molecular function: protein binding. Gene Ontology annotation, biological process: signal transduction; intracellular protein transport; glucose homeostasis. Gene Ontology annotation, cellular component: cytoplasm; nucleus; vesicle membrane. NCBI's taxonomy places the organism in Eukaryota, Metazoa, Hemichordata, Enteropneusta, Harrimaniidae.